UGUUAUACACAAAUGAUAUUACUCGGUUUCUCUUCUAUAAAAUAAUCAUUGACACGAUGUCCAUGCCUCCUUAUGGGUAACGAUAGCUGUUGAUCGGCACUCCAUUGAAUCUAUUCCCACAACCUUGAAUUUAGAUGACAAUAAUAUUCUAUCUCAACAUCUCGAAGAACUGAAAGCUUGCCCGCGAACAUUCUUUCGGGGUCUAAGACACUGAAAGUUUAACCCAAACACUAUAUAACUAAACACGUGGUGCCGGUGUUUACCAAUUUGGCCAAGGACCUUUCAAUGAUGUAUCCGAUGUUGACGAUGCCGCCUACCACCCUACUUGAUGACCGUUUUAAACACUCAUGCAUCUUGGAACUACGUAAAGAAAAGUCUCGGGAUGCUGCCCGUUCUCGUCGAGGAAAAGAAAAUUAUGAGUUUUAUGAGUUGGCCAAAUUACUACCUCUACCAGCUGCCAUAACAAGCCAACUGGACAAAGCCUCCAUAAUUCGUCUCUCAAUCAGUUAUUUGAAGCUGCGUGACUUCUCUAGUCAUGGUGAUCCACCAUGGCAGAGAGAUGGAAUGCCUCCAAACAAAUCGGUUAAAGGGGGUCCUCUACGAAGACGGAAUAUGAAUGCUCUCGCCAUGGAAAUUUUUGAAACCCAUCAAGGGACUCAUAUACUACAGUCAGUUGAUGGAUUUGCUUUUGCACUUGCAAGUGAUGGAAGAUUCCUUUAUGUCUCAGAAACUGUAUCUAUCUAUCUUGGAUUAUCACAGGUUGAAAUGACUGGCAGCAGCAUCUUUGAUUACAUUCACCAACAAGAUCAUGGGGAAUUGUCGGAACAGUUAGGACUUUGUGUUCCACAGAACAACUGCACAUCCAACAGUGGAGGUGUACCAUCACCAGGUUCUAACUCUGAUGAGGGUUCGAGUACAAAUCAUUCCCGAUCAAUGACGCCUCCGCUUGGAGAACGCUGCCAGGUUAUGAACCCAUCACCAAGUAAAGGAGUGACACGAACAUUUUGUGUUCGAAUGAAGUCAACACUAACUAAAAGAGGAGUACAUGUAAAAUGUUCAGGCUACAGAGUUGUUCAUAUCAUGGCAUCUCUUCGUAGUCAUAUGAGUUUCCCUAUGGGCCGGAAACAUCCACCUUCACUCCUGGGAUUAGUUGGCAUGGCAAUAGCUUUGCCACCACCCACAAUUACUGAGUUGCGUAUUGACAGUGAUAUCUUUAUCACUCGACUAAGUCCGGAUUUUACAGUUCUCUACUGUGAACCAAUCAUUUCUGACAUGAUGGAUCUUACAGCUGAAGAUUUAACAAACAAGGUCUUGUAUGAAUUCUGUCAUGCCGGAGACUUACAGAAAUUACGCAAAUCUCAUGUAGAUAUUCUGUCAAAAGGCCAAGUAUGUACUGAUUACUACCGGCUAAUGAAUAAACAUGGAGGUUAUUGUUGGAUUCAAACAUGUGCUACAACCAUCUGUAAUGCUAAGAACUUGGAUGAUCAGAACAUUAUAGCUAUCAAUUAUAUAAUAAGUGGUUUGGAAUGUGGUAACUGUGUUUUUGACACAAGUCAGCUAAAGAAUGUAACUGGAAUGAGCUCAAACAGUAGCAGUCUCAAAGACCAAAUCAACCAAGAUACAGAUAUAGACUGUCGGAAAACAAAAGAUAAAAGUCAUAAAAAUGAUAAUCAAGGUGGAAUUAGCUCACAAUCCAUUUCCAUGAAACCCUCUUCUACAAUGUCUGCUAAUAAUCAGAAUAGUAUAGAAGGUCAUUAUGAUAAGCAGUCAGUGAGUCAAGAGUCUGAAGCUCUCUUUACAGGGGUACAAUCCAAAUUAUCCAACAAUAACAAUGACCAGAAUGAGGUCAACGACAACUGCUCCAUGUUUAUUGACAAAAGCAAUGAACCAAUUAAACUGGACAACAAAAAUUCAAGACGCAAAGCAGAAAAGCCAAGAAAGCGUCGUCGAGAAAAUGAAACCAUUGAAGAUAACUAUUUGGAGGAUGAAUUUCUUAGUGACCAUAAAGAUAUGGACAGUAAGAUCACUCGUCUCAUUAGUAGCAUUGAUGACAACAAAAAUAAUUCAGGGGAGAUGAAUCACAUAAAAUCAAAUGUGGCUAUGUCAAUGAGAAAUCAAGAGAAACUAACAGCUAACAUUUCAUCUCCAAUACCUGAAGACUUAUCAACAAAAUCAGUGACUAUAGUUCACUCUCCAGUUCAGAAUUCACAUUUACCAAAUUCAACAUCUAAUAGAGAUUGUACAUCAGAUUGGACAAAUACUGUUGAAAGUAACACUCCUGACUUCUCACACCAACACACCUCGGUUAAAGACUUAGAAGAUGUGAUGAACCGGCACCUGCCAACAAUUACAGAAAAUCCUGAUUCCAAUAUGAAUGGAGAAAUGAACAACCGUUAUCAGUCACGACACAAACCAACAAUACAAUGGAUUGGAUCUCAUCAGAAUGCAUCAGAUUCUCUUCCUGCCUCAAAUCUUCUGAGGUCAAUUUUUGCCAAUCGAGAAUCCGUCAUUCGAAGCAGUCGUCCACAAUGUUAUAAUGACAUUCCUGUAAGUAUGUUAACGCCACCUAGUGGUGACGGUGGCUAUAAAGAUCCAACAAAUGCAUCAAUGUCAUCAAUGCCAAAUGGAAGCAAGGCUCCUAUCAACCAAGAUGCACAGUACGCUGCUUCUACAUAUGCAUCCACUCCAUUAACCGUUUCUAUGUCUUGUAAUGCUAUGUCAGACUCUUACAGCAUCACACCCCCAUCUUCUGUCUCUCCUCAAGACAAAUUGCACUCACCCUUCACCGAUGUUAGCUAUGUGGAUAGUACCACUCAAUGUACAAGUCUUCCAGCCGACAAUUCUGCAAUCCAGCGUAUACCUGUCAAACCACAAGCUGGCUAUACAUUAACUGUCACCUCACCUCAAAACCUUGAAUAUGAUCAUACAAAAUCUACAGGAUUUCAAGCUUCUGGUCCAUACAUCCCAACAUCCUCAGAGUAUACCCAUUAUAGUCAUAUGAACAAUGGUAAUAAUACUCCUUCCUAUGACCAUAGUAGUCAUCGAUCUUCAGGACCGUGGUACUCAACUGCAUACACAAAUUAAUAAUUGGCAUUUAUUCAAACUUUACCCAGACAUUUCUUUAAGGUUUAAUGUAACAUUCUGUUGAUGAGCUUCCCACACAUUUCAUUAUUUUAAUAAAUAUGCAAAA
Octopus sinensis (East Asian common octopus) is the source of this 3190-nucleotide messenger RNA. RefSeq names its product neuronal PAS domain-containing protein 3-like. Gene Ontology annotation, biological process: regulation of transcription by RNA polymerase II. The record is from RefSeq and is a predicted model, not a curated record. The coding region runs from base 286 to 3084 and encodes 932 amino acids. Gene Ontology annotation, molecular function: protein dimerization activity; RNA polymerase II transcription regulatory region sequence-specific DNA binding; DNA-binding transcription factor activity, RNA polymerase II-specific. The transcript has 12 exons. Lineage: Eukaryota; Metazoa; Mollusca; Cephalopoda; Octopoda; Octopodidae.